AUGUCAAAUCAUCUUCCAAGAGUAUUUAAAAAUCCAAAAUCACUUCCAGCUCACCUAAUGUGCACCAUUUGCAAUGAAAUUUUCACAGACCCUACCCGAGUUUCCUGUGGGCAUACUUUUUGUUCUCACUGCAUUCUGCAAUGGAUUAAAAAGUCUUCAACCUGCCCCAACUAGGUACAUGUCCAACGAUCGUGUAUUUUUGAUAGUGAGCACUUCACUGAAGCACAUUUGGUCGAAAAUUGGUUGAAACUUUUUAAUAGUGAGAUAUUUGACUACAAAAAACCGUUAAAUUUCGACCAAAUUUACUUCGAUGGAAUGUACACUAUCAAAAAUUUACUGUCAUUUAGCAUGGAGCCGCCCUAACUGCAGAGCAAAUAUCGAUAAAAAAGGAACAGGCAAAGAUCUUAUUGCAGCAGCAGAUAUAAAUUUAUUAACGGUAGUUUGCAGCAACCAAGGAUGCUCCUGAUUUGGCGCUUUGGAAAUUUUAGAGUCACAUCAUAAAGAGUGCCCUUUCCACCCUGAAAGGCUUGAUCCUUGGUUUUUAGAGCAGCUGCAAAGAGAUGGAGGAACUAAAAACGAUAAUGCGACUCCUACAGUACGAUUAAUAUCUUGGCUUUAUCAAAAAAAUGCUGCUGCUCUUAAAGACAUGUUUAGCAAUGAUGAUAAAGAAUAUAGCAGUAUCUUUGAAAUCCAAGAAGAAAAUACAAAGCAAAAGAAAAAUGCGAAAAGGAAGCAAGAAAUUAAAAACGAAAAUUGUAAAAAAUUCCUCAACAGUAAAAAAUAG
Messenger RNA from Blepharisma stoltei, 784 nucleotides. The record is from the annotation of a GenBank genome assembly. Lineage: Eukaryota; Ciliophora; Heterotrichea; Heterotrichida; Blepharismidae.